This is a messenger RNA of Mauremys reevesii (Reeves's turtle), 755 nucleotides long. It is a transcript of the gene FBXL22, whose product is annotated as F-box and leucine rich repeat protein 22. Gene Ontology annotation, cellular component: SCF ubiquitin ligase complex. Lineage: Eukaryota; Metazoa; Chordata; Testudines; Geoemydidae. The transcript is spliced from 2 exons. Gene Ontology annotation, molecular function: protein binding. The record is from RefSeq and is a predicted model, not a curated record. Bases 17 to 697 code for a protein of 226 amino acids. Gene Ontology annotation, biological process: SCF-dependent proteasomal ubiquitin-dependent protein catabolic process.
CGGCUCUGCAUGGGCUAUGCAUAUAACCCAGCUUAAUCGGGAAUGUCUGUUGCACCUAUUUUCUUUCCUGGACAAAAACAGUAGAAAGAGUUUAGCCCAGACAUGUCACAAAUUGCUAGAAGUGUUUCAGGAUCCUUUUCUGUGGCCUGUACUGAAUUUCCAUUCUCCUGUGGAACUAAAGAAGGAUAAUUUUCUCUUGGGACCAGCUUUAAGGUACCUGUCCAUCUGCUGGCAUUCAAGCAGAGUCAAGGUGUGUAACAUUGAGGACUGGAUGAAAAACACAUUCCAGAAAGACAUCUGUCGUAAGCAUGAAAAUGCUGUCAAUGAUUUUUUAAUACAAGUCUGCAACAGGUGCCCAAACUUGCUGUCCCUGACCCUUUCUGGAUGUGGCCAUGUCACAGAUGAUUACCUGUUGUUGCUUCUCAAGAGCUGCCCAAACCUCAAGAUACUGAAACUGGAAAACUGUGUGCGGAUCACUGACCGGACUCUGGAAGCUGUGACCCUCUAUGGGGGCUCUUUACAAACCCUCCAUGUGGAUUUCUGCCGGAACAUAACUCAGGCUGGUCUGGAGACAGUCCAGGAAAAAUGUCCUUCAGUAAUGCUGAAAGCAGAGAGAAGUGCAGACAUGAUUCCAGACAACGAACCAGGGGAAAAAUUGAUGCUUGAAAGAGCAGUGAGAAAACUGGUACUGUACUAAGAGGGACCGAUUCCAGAAAUUCAAUAUAUGUGAAGAGAGACUGACAUUUUGAGGUUCC